Molecule: messenger RNA, 1799 nt
Organism: Eurytemora carolleeae
Lineage: Eukaryota; Metazoa; Arthropoda; Copepoda; Calanoida; Temoridae
Gene: mRNA-cap
Product: mRNA-capping enzyme
Exons: 16
Coding region: 33-1505 (490 amino acids)
Biological process (GO): 7-methylguanosine mRNA capping
Molecular function (GO): ATP binding; mRNA 5'-triphosphate monophosphatase activity; mRNA guanylyltransferase activity
Source: RefSeq, a predicted model, not a curated record
UUUUAAUUUUAACAUUUUACAGAUUUUUGAGGAUGGGGUAUGGUUCAGGACCUGGUCCUAUACCUCCUCGCUGGUUAAACUGUCCAAGGAAGUCGGAUGCAUUGGUGGCGAACAGGUUUGGGUAUAUUCCUAGAUACAUGAUGCUGAUAGAUGGAGCUGAUGAAGUUUAUUUUAUUGACCGAGAUAAUUGUGUUUAUCAAGUUUCUUCUCUUACAUUCCUUCAUAGAAAAGACAAGAACAAGCAUAUAUCUGAUACACUUCUUGGUUUUCUUGUGAGUGCUUUCCUGAUCGAAGCUUUUGAUUGGUCCGUUGACAUGGCGGUCAAUUCGUUUAUUGCUGCUAGAACUCCAGGUAUUUACAAGGAAGCGUACUUGAAGGAAUUGUUCCGAAGGUAUGCUGGGGACCCUGAUGAUGCACCUCCUGCACCUGAAUUACCAGACUGGUGUUACGAGGAAGAGACUGGUGUAGAUGAGGAUGGGGAACCUGUUCAGCAACCUAAGCACAAGAUGCCUAAACGAGGUGGAAAGUUUAUGGAAGGAGUACCUGGAGUUAGACUCUUCAUUACACAACCUAAACUAUCAACUAUUCAGAAGAAAGUGCAGAAAAUCUGCGAAUGGAGUAAAGGUGGCUUCCCUGGUUGUCAGCCUGUAUCCAUGGAUAAACAGAAUCUCAGGUUUAUACAGGAUAAACCCUACAAAGUAUCCUGGAAAGCUGAUGGAACAAGGAACAAAUCUGAUAAUCGUGAAAUCUCUCUAUUUUCUAGCUUGCAGAUUUAUGGAGAGAUGGUGAUUGAUACAGUACAAGGGCAGAAGUUUCCUAGAUUUCUAGUCUAUGAUAUUAUCAGGUUUGAAGGAAACGAGGUUGGGAAGGUAGAUUUCGGUACACGGCUUAUAUGCAUAGACAAGGAAAUUGUUGGAGCUAGAAAUACAUACAUAACACAAGGUCUUAUUGACAAAACAAAAGAACCAUUUUCUGUUCGUAAAAAGGAAUUCUGGGAUGUCAGUGAUACAUAUAAACUACUAGAGGAUAAGUUUACUAAAGGAUUAGCUCAUGAACCUGAUGGACUUAUCUUCCAACCCGGCAGAGAACCCUACCAUCCUGGCCAAGAUGAUACAGUACUUAAAUGGAAACCAGCCAGUAUGAACUCCGUAGACUUUAAGCUGAAGAUUGUUCGAGAAGAAGGUCGAGGUCUUCUACCAAGACAAAUCGGUCAGUUGUAUGUGGGUGGAUUAGACACACCCUUCGCUCAGAUGAAAAUCAACAAAGAUAUCAAGAAUCUGGACAACAAAAUUAUAGAAUGUAAAUGGGAUAAUAACCAGUGGACGUUUAUGAGAGAAAGAACGGAUAAAAGUUUCCCAAACGGUUACAAAACUGCAGUUUCUGUUAUUAAUAGUAUUAAGGACCCUGUGACAGAGCAGCUACUCCUUGACUUUAUCCAACAUCAACGGUGGAGAAAACCAGAUAUUGAAUCCAUGCCUCCACCACAUAAAAUACAGCGCAGAUAAAACAUGAGAGAUCCCUCUUUACCAACCUUCAAACCUAUUCUUUAAUAAAAUAAUAAUUAAAGGGAUUUCCCUUUAAGUCCCCCUCUUCUAGAAUUCUUGCUAUAAUAUUUUUGAAAAAUGUUUUGAAAAAAUUAUUUUUGAAAUGUCUUUGAAAUCUUUGAUUGUCCUAUCUUAAUAUAAUUAUGUCAGUACUGUUGUAUCAAAUGUAAAAUGUUCAAUGAUAUCAGUAAAACGGAGAACAAAAUCGAAUCUUUGGUCAAACGAAUUAGAAAGUGACUUCUUGAACUAAAUAAG